Molecule: messenger RNA, 2196 nt
Organism: Fusarium odoratissimum NRRL 54006
Lineage: Eukaryota; Fungi; Ascomycota; Sordariomycetes; Hypocreales; Nectriaceae
Exons: 1
Coding region: 1-2094 (697 amino acids)
Source: RefSeq, a predicted model, not a curated record
AUGGAAGAUUGGUCUUCGCUCAAACGGAAUGGUGUGGAGUUGGGUCAAAAGACGCUUUUCACCACCGUCAAGGAUGAUAGAGUUUCCCUAUCUGAAGGAUACAUCCCAUUACUUGUGAACCUUACCGUUGAAGACAAGGCAGCCAAAGGUUUGCGGAAGCACAAAGGUGGCAAUACGAGAGAGGAGGCAGUCUACGUCUCUGCGUUCGAAGCCGUGCGAGACAAUCAGUUCUUACUUCUCACUGGCAAAAGUGGUUCAGGAAAGACGACAUUCGCAGAGUACCUGGUAUUUGGACAUGCCACUGGUAUCUUCCAGAGGGACAGGGACGCUAUUCUUCGGAAUGAAGGCGGCGAGAGACGAAAAGAGAUAUUGAGUGGGCUGAGAACGCUGCCAUUGCUCGUCACAAUCAUCAAUACGCAAGACCUUGCAGAUGUUGAUGGAAAGCUGCCGGAGAUUCUUGAAUCUUGGGAUAGCAGAAAAAAAGAAAGCGAAGAUGAGGAACUGCUUUUGAUACUGGAUGGUAUCGAAAGCGCAGGGCCCGAAGGUGUGACGCAUCUCGCAUCUAUAGCCAGCGCUAUUACUCCAAGGCCGCACGUUAGGCUGCUCGUCCUGGGGACAGACGGUGAUAGCCAAGACUGGACCCUGCCAAGCGGCUUCUCAAAGCUCGAGCUACUGCCGCUCCUGGCCAUUCAAAGACACGAGCUCGCUCGAAAGUUGUGUCUGGACACAACGUUUGGUUCUGGAAUCGCCGCUUCGAGACCAGCUAUAUUUGCCUUGUCCCUAGCAGCCGGACGUGUUGGGGAUACAAGCGAAUCAGCAUUGGAUGCUUGGCUAGGUCAUGGGUUUUCAUCGCCCGAGACGCGUCAAGUUCUUUUACAAACUGCGCGGGAGGAAUGGACAGAUCAGCGGUACAGUCAGCUCAAGCCCCUGGCAAGGACGACUCAAAAAUGGCCAUUCGUCUCGUGCGCCGCAGUUCAAGAACUCUUGGUGGCUGCGCAGCUACAAACGGCAACUUUGCACGAGAUACUGGACGUCUUUGGCCAAGAUGCUAAGUCGGCAAUGCCCAUUAUUCGAAGUCUCCUGCAUCGACUUGUAAAGGGAGAAAAGCAAGAGAGGUUCAUACUCGAACUUCUGAACCGGUAUGACUAUGAAAUUGACGGAGAGAUGGCUCAAUAUGCUGCACUGGUCGCUUGCGAGUUCAUAGACCCUAACAAUGUACCCCUUGUCACUCAAGUCACAGCUCGUCUACUAAAAGUGGUCAUGCUUGACACCCUUCCAGUAUCUUAUCGGGUUAAAGCCGGUCGAUAUCUCUCACUGUUUGGAGAUCCACGUGAUUUGACAGGCUUAGUUGAGAUCCCAGAAGGAACAAGUCUUUUCGGAUCAUCCAAUCAUCCGAAUUCCAGUCCUGUUCAUGAGCUUCAUCUUGGUUCAUUCAAAAUCGGCGCGUUUCCAGUUGUGAACCGCGACUAUGGAGUUUUUGUGCAGCAGACAGGUCGUCCUUGGCUGAGCCAAGAUGGCUAUGAUCCCUUUUUGCGGAACACACCGGCAACAGAUCUCACAUGGCAUGACGCCAGGGCAUACUGUCAAUGGCUCACUCCGAAAUGGAGGGAAAGGAGUAAAAUAAAACCCAACGAAACCGUACAACUACCUUCAGAGCCCCAGUGGGAGAGAGCAUCAAGAGGAGAUCAGCGCGAGUCACAGACAGGACAGAACAUCUAUCCAUGGGGCACCAACUUUGCAACGAGUCUAUCAAACUGCGAAGAACUAGCGCUGAACAAUAAAUGUGCCGUCGGUCUAUUUCCCCAGUCCUGCUCACCAUUUGGCUGCUACGACAUGACAGGCCAAGUAUGGGAAUGGUGCACAACAUUAUGGGGAACCGACAUGGCGACUCCAACGUUUGAAUACCCGUGGAAAAGCCCAGACGGUCGUGAGGAUCUCGAAGCAGACGAUGCAAUCCGGAGAGUUUUGCGAGGAGGGUGCUUUUCGAGUGGUCAAGCCAAGGCGACGUGCACUUAUCGCGGGAGUCUUGAGCCGACUGGGUUUUGGAGGGGCAAUGGGUUCCGUAUCGUAGUCGUUUCUGAGUAUGAUAGAUAGCGCUAGAGAAGAGAUAUGAGUCAGGUUGCGGUGUAAUAAUCGAUGGGUCUGAUGACACCAUCGCCUUGAUCCCCACCAACCUAGAAGGAUAAAUAGCCCGCA